This is a messenger RNA of Lycium barbarum (goji berry), 984 nucleotides long. RefSeq lists its product as uncharacterized. The record is from RefSeq and is a predicted model, not a curated record. The transcript is spliced from 3 exons. Lineage: Eukaryota; Viridiplantae; Streptophyta; Magnoliopsida; Solanales; Solanaceae. The coding region runs from base 1 to 984 and encodes 327 amino acids.
AUGGAGGAUGUGAUCAAAGUCAAGGAGCUACAGUUUGAAUUGAAUCCCCCAAGUCUGAAUAAAGAAGUUUUGCAUAAAGCUCAGGAAACUGUUUCUUUCUAUCAACACCAGUUUAGACAAGAAGCAACAUCAGGUGAUUAUGAUAUGCUGAAGAAGGUUCCUAAGGUGAUCAUUAAUGCACAAAAUGAGGUCUUGACUGCUUUAUCUAGUACUGAAGAAGUCGAGAAUGCAGUGUUUGGAUUAAAUAGGGAUAAUACUGGUGGUCCAGAUGGUUUUUCAGGCCAUUUCUUUCAAACAUGUUGGAGUAUCAUAGGUGGAGAUGUAACUAAUAUGGAGAAUAUAAACAUAUUUGCUGAUUUGAGACUAAUCAGUCUAAGCACUUUUUCUAAUAAAAUCAUCUUUAGAGUUUUGCAUGAAAGAAUUGUUCCAUCGUUACCUUCUAUAAUAUCAACCACUCCGACUGGUUUUAUUAAAGGUAGAAGCAUUGUGGAGAAUGUAUUAUUGGCUCAAGAGAUUAUCAAAGAUAAUAAUAAGAGAAACAAACUACACAAUGUCGUGGUAAAGCUUGAUAUGGCAAAAGCUUAUGAUAGAGUUUCAUGGAUAUACUUAACUAAAGUGUUUAGUCAGUUUUGUUUGUUUGAAAUUAUUAUAGAUAUGGUUUGGAGAUUGGUUUCAAACAACUGGUACUCAGUAUUGAUUAAUGGGAAAUCUCAUGGUUUCUUUAAGUCAUCAAGGGGUUUGAGGCAAGAUGGUCCACUCUCUCCAACACUCUUCAUACUAGUUGAUGAGGUUUUGGCCAGAAAUUUGAAUGAGUUGCAUGAUGAUCCAGCAUUCAAGGGCUAUGGUAUUCCAAAGUGGAGCCCUCAGAUAAAUCAUCUGUCAUAUGCAGCUGAGACAAUCCUAUUUUGCUCAGCAGAAACUGUUUAUUUGAGAAAAAUGAUUAAGGUGCUAAGAAACUAUGUGAAAGUGUCAGGUCACUGGUAA